Molecule: messenger RNA, 10423 nt
Organism: Carcharodon carcharias (great white shark)
Lineage: Eukaryota; Metazoa; Chordata; Chondrichthyes; Lamniformes; Lamnidae
Exons: 120
Coding region: 65-10099 (3344 amino acids)
Source: RefSeq, a predicted model, not a curated record
UUCUGUUUUGCUUUCAAAAUUUUGCAAUGGAUCAGAUGAGAUAUUUAUAUCAUCAUCGAGCAGUAUGACAAUAUAUUUUAGAUCUGAUUCCAGUGUGACCAGACGUGGGUUCGCUGCAAACUACUCCUCUCUGCCAAACAAUGAUGGUGGAUCUUGUGGAGGGUAUCUUGAUGCUGCUUAUGGUUCUAUUCUCAGUCCCAAAUAUCCAUUUCCCUAUCCAAAUAAUGCACAAUGCUCUUGGUAUAUAAGAGGGGACAGAAACCAAAUCAUAAAGCUGCAAUUCACUUACGUUGAGCUCGAAUAUACAUCAGGGUGCUCAUAUGAUUAUAUUGCUAUAUAUGAUGGGCCCACAACAAAUUCUGUUUUGCUUUUGAAAUUUUGCAAUGGAUCAGAUGAGAUAUUUACAUCAUCAUCGAACAGUAUGACAAUAUAUUUUAGAUCUGAUUCCAGUGUUACUAGACGUGGGUUUGCUGCAAACUACUCCUCUCUGCCAAACAAUGAUGAAACCUUCACAACACCAACAUCAGGUGGAACUUGCGGAGGGUAUCUUGAUGCUGCCUAUGGGUCUGUUAUCAGUCCCAAUUAUCCUUCCCCCUAUCCAAAUGAUGCACAAUGCACUUGGUAUAUAAGGGGGAGAAGAAACCAAAUCAUAAAGCUGGAAUUCACUUACAUUGAGCUCGAAUAUACAUCAGGGUGCUCAUAUGAUUAUAUUGCAAUAUACGAUGGACCCACAACAAAUUCUGUUUUGCUUUCAAAAUUUUGCAAUGGAUCAGAUGAGAUAUUUAUAUCAUCAUCGAGCAGUAUGACAAUAUAUUUUAGAUCUGAUUCCAGUGUGACCAGACGUGGGUUCGCUGCAAACUACUCCUCUCUGCCAAACAAUGAUGGUGGAUCUUGUGGAGGGUAUCUUGAUGCUGCUUAUGGUUCUAUUCUCAGUCCCAAAUAUCCAUUUCCCUAUCCAAAUAAUGCACAAUGCUCUUGGUAUAUAAGAGGGGACAGAAACCAAAUCAUAAAGCUGCAAUUCACUUACGUUGAGCUCGAAUAUACAUCAGGGUGCUCAUAUGAUUAUAUUGCUAUAUAUGAUGGGCCCACAACAAAUUCUGUUUUGCUUUUGAAAUUUUGCAAUGGAUCAGAUGAGAUAUUUACAUCAUCAUCGAACAGUAUGACAAUAUAUUUUAGAUCUGAUUCCAGUGUUACUAGACGUGGGUUUGCUGCAAACUACUCCUCUCUGCCAAACAAUGAUGAAACCUUCACAACACCAACAUCAGGUGGAACUUGCGGAGGGUAUCUUGAUGCUGCCUAUGGGUCUGUUAUCAGUCCCAAUUAUCCUUCCCCCUAUCCAAAUGAUGCACAAUGCACUUGGUAUAUAAGGGGGAGAAGAAACCAAAUCAUAAAGCUGGAAUUCACUUACAUUGAGCUCGAAUAUACAUCAGGGUGCUCAUAUGAUUAUAUUGCAAUAUACGAUGGACCCACAACAAAUUCUGUUUUGCUUUCAAAAUUUUGCAAUGGAUCAGAUGAGAUAUUUAUAUCAUCAUCGAGCAGUAUGACAAUAUAUUUUAGAUCUGAUUCCAGUGUGACCAGACGUGGGUUCGCUGCAAACUACUCCUCUCUGCCAAACAAUGAUGGUGGAUCUUGUGGAGGGUAUCUUGAUGCUGCUUAUGGUUCUAUUCUCAGUCCCAAAUAUCCAUUUCCCUAUCCAAAUAAUGCACAAUGCUCUUGGUAUAUAAGAGGGGACAGAAACCAAAUCAUAAAGCUGCAAUUCACUUACGUUGAGCUCGAAUAUACAUCAGGGUGCUCAUAUGAUUAUAUUGCUAUAUAUGAUGGGCCCACAACAAAUUCUGUUUUGCUUUUGAAAUUUUGCAAUGGAUCAGAUGAGAUAUUUACAUCAUCAUCGAACAGUAUGACAAUAUAUUUUAGAUCUGAUUCCAGUGUUACUAGACGUGGGUUUGCUGCAAACUACUCCUCUCUGCCAAACAAUGAUGAAACCUUCACAACACCAACAUCAGGUGGAACUUGCGGAGGGUAUCUUGAUGCUGCCUAUGGGUCUGUUAUCAGUCCCAAUUAUCCUUCCCCCUAUCCAAAUGAUGCACAAUGCACUUGGUAUAUAAGGGGGAGAAGAAACCAAAUCAUAAAGCUGGAAUUCACUUACAUUGAGCUCGAAUAUACAUCAGGGUGCUCAUAUGAUUAUAUUGCAAUAUACGAUGGACCCACAACAAAUUCUGUUUUGCUUUCAAAAUUUUGCAAUGGAUCAGAUGAGAUAUUUAUAUCAUCAUCGAGCAGUAUGACAAUAUAUUUUAGAUCUGAUUCCAGUGUGACCAGACGUGGGUUCGCUGCAAACUACUCCUCUCUGCCAAACAAUGAUGGUGGAUCUUGUGGAGGGUAUCUUGAUGCUGCUUAUGGUUCUAUUCUCAGUCCCAAAUAUCCAUUUCCCUAUCCAAAUAAUGCACAAUGCUCUUGGUAUAUAAGAGGGGACAGAAACCAAAUCAUAAAGCUGCAAUUCACUUACGUUGAGCUCGAAUAUACAUCAGGGUGCUCAUAUGAUUAUAUUGCUAUAUAUGAUGGGCCCACAACAAAUUCUGUUUUGCUUUUGAAAUUUUGCAAUGGAUCAGAUGAGAUAUUUACAUCAUCAUCGAACAGUAUGACAAUAUAUUUUAGAUCUGAUUCCAGUGUUACUAGACGUGGGUUUGCUGCAAACUACUCCUCUCUGCCAAACAAUGAUGAAACCUUCACAACACCAACAUCAGGUGGAACUUGCGGAGGGUAUCUUGAUGCUGCCUAUGGGUCUGUUAUCAGUCCCAAUUAUCCUUCCCCCUAUCCAAAUGAUGCACAAUGCACUUGGUAUAUAAGGGGGAGAAGAAACCAAAUCAUAAAGCUGGAAUUCACUUACAUUGAGCUCGAAUAUACAUCAGGGUGCUCAUAUGAUUAUAUUGCAAUAUACGAUGGACCCACAACAAAUUCUGUUUUGCUUUCAAAAUUUUGCAAUGGAUCAGAUGAGAUAUUUAUAUCAUCAUCGAGCAGUAUGACAAUAUAUUUUAGAUCUGAUUCCAGUGUGACCAGACGUGGGUUCGCUGCAAACUACUCCUCUCUGCCAAACAAUGAUGGUGGAUCUUGUGGAGGGUAUCUUGAUGCUGCUUAUGGUUCUAUUCUCAGUCCCAAAUAUCCAUUUCCCUAUCCAAAUAAUGCACAAUGCUCUUGGUAUAUAAGAGGGGACAGAAACCAAAUCAUAAAGCUGCAAUUCACUUACGUUGAGCUCGAAUAUACAUCAGGGUGCUCAUAUGAUUAUAUUGCUAUAUAUGAUGGGCCCACAACAAAUUCUGUUUUGCUUUUGAAAUUUUGCAAUGGAUCAGAUGAGAUAUUUACAUCAUCAUCGAACAGUAUGACAAUAUAUUUUAGAUCUGAUUCCAGUGUUACUAGACGUGGGUUUGCUGCAAACUACUCCUCUCUGCCAAACAAUGAUGAAACCUUCACAACACCAACAUCAGGUGGAACUUGCGGAGGGUAUCUUGAUGCUGCCUAUGGGUCUGUUAUCAGUCCCAAUUAUCCUUCCCCCUAUCCAAAUGAUGCACAAUGCACUUGGUAUAUAAGGGGGAGAAGAAACCAAAUCAUAAAGCUGGAAUUCACUUACAUUGAGCUCGAAUAUACAUCAGGGUGCUCAUAUGAUUAUAUUGCAAUAUACGAUGGACCCACAACAAAUUCUGUUUUGCUUUCAAAAUUUUGCAAUGGAUCAGAUGAGAUAUUUAUAUCAUCAUCGAGCAGUAUGACAAUAUAUUUUAGAUCUGAUUCCAGUGUGACCAGACGUGGGUUCGCUGCAAACUACUCCUCUCUGCCAAACAAUGAUGGAUACUGCAGCGUUUAUUCAGUGAGAGCACUUGCAAAAAGAGGAUUAUUUAAAAUUACAUCAGAAGCAAUGACGACUGAAUCCACAGAAACAGCAAUGACGACUGAAUCCACAGAAACAGCAAUGAUGAAUGAAUCUACAGAAACAGGUGGAUCUUGUGGAGGGUAUCUUGAUGCUGCCUAUGGGUCUGUUCUCAGUCCCAAUUAUCCAUAUCCCUAUCCAAAUAAUGCACAAUGCACUUGGUAUAUAAAAGUAGAUGGAAACGAAAGAAUAAAGCUGGAAUUCACAUACAUUGAGCUGGAAUAUACAUCAACGUGCUCAACGGAAUAUAUUGCAAUAUACGAUGGGCCCUCAACAAAUUCAGUUUUGCUUUCUAAAUUCUGCUCCUGGCCAUAUCAGAAACUUGUAUCAUCAUCGAACAGUAUGACAAUUUAUUUUACAUCUGAUUCCAGUGUCCCUAAAAGUGGGUUUGCUGCAAACUACUACACUCUGCAAAAUGAUACUGCGAUGACAACUGAAGCUACAGCAACAGAAACUUUUGAAUCUGCAUCAAAUGGUGGAUCUUGUGGAGGGUACCUUGAUGCUGCCUAUGGGUCUGUUCUCAGUCCCAAUUAUCCACACUCCUAUCCAAAUAAUGCACAAUGCACUUGGUAUAUAAGAAGGUAUGGAAAUGAAAGAAUAAAGCUGGAAUUCACAUACAUUGAGCUGGAAUAUACAUCAAAGUGCUCAUCUGAAUAUAUUGCAAUAUAUGAUGGGCCCUCAACAAAUUCAGUUUUGCUUUCUAAAUUCUGCUCCUGGCCAUAUCAGAAACUUGUAUCAUCAUCGAACAGUAUGACAAUUUAUUUUAGAUCUGAUUCCAGUGUUACUAAAAGUGGGUUUGCUGCAAACUACUACACUCUGCGAAAUGAUACCGCAAUGACGACUGAAGCUACAACAGUUUUAACAGAGGCUUCUGAACACAGAACAACAGAGACUUCUGAAACUACAGCAACUGGACACGGCUCAUGCAGAUACAACUGUGGGGGAAAUUCAUCAGAUUGUUCCUGUGAUUACAGCUGUCAAUAUUAUGGCAACUGUUGUUCUGAUUUCUGUGAUCACUGUUCUUACAUUAAUUACGGAUACUGCAGUGUUUAUUCAACAACAGUUUUAACAGAGACUUCUAAGCCCGGAACAACAGCAGAGACUUCUGAAACUACAGCAACAGGACACGGCUCAUGCAGAUACAACUGUGGGGGAAAUUCAUCAGGUUGUUCCUGUGAUUACAGCUGUCAAUUUUAUGGCAACUGUUGUUCUGAUUUCUGUGAUCACUGCUCUUACAUUAAUUACGGAUAUUGCAGUGUUUCUUCAACAACAGAGACUUCUGAACGCAUAACAACAGAGAAUUCUGAAAGUACAUCAACAGGACAAGGCUCAUGCAGAUACAACUGUGGGGGAAAUUCAUCAGGUUGUUCCUGUGAUUACAGCUGUCAAUUUUAUGGCAACUGUUGUUCUGAUUUCUGUGAUCACUGCUCUUACAUUAAUUACGGAUAUUGCAGUGUUUCUUCAACAGAGACUUCUGAACGCAUAACAACAGAGAAUUCUGAAAGUACAUCAACAGGACAAGGCUCAUGCAGAUACAACUGUGGGGGAAAUUCAUCAGGUUGUUCCUGUGAUUACAGCUGUCAAUUUUAUGGCAACUGUUGUUCUGAUUUCUGUGAUCACUGCUCUUACAUUAAUUACGGAUAUUGCAGUGUUUCUUCAACAACAGAGACUUCUGAACGCAUAACAACAGAGAAUUCUGAAAGUACAUCAACAGGACAAGGCUCAUGCAGAUACAACUGUGGGGGAAAUUCAUCAGGUUGUUCCUGUGAUUACAGCUGUCAAUUUUAUGGCAACUGUUGUUCUGAUUUCUGUGAUCACUGCUCUUACAUUAAUUACGGAUAUUGCAGUGUUUCUUCAACAACAGAGACUUCUGAACGCAUAACAACAGAGAAUUCUGAAAGUACAUCAACAGGACAAGGCUCAUGCAGAUACAACUGUGGGGGAAAUUCAUCAGGUUGUUCCUGUGAUUACAGCUGUCAAUUUUAUGGCAACUGUUGUUCUGAUUUCUGUGAUCACUGCUCUUACAUUAAUUACGGAUAUUGCAGUGUUUCUUCAACAACAGAGACUUCUGAACGCAUAACAACAGAGAAUUCUGAAAGUACAUCAACAGGACAAGGCUCAUGCAGAUACAACUGUGGGGGAAAUUCAUCAGGUUGUUCCUGUGAUUACAGCUGUCAAUUUUAUGGCAACUGUUGUUCUGAUUUCUGUGAUCACUGCUCUUACAUUAAUUACGGAUAUUGCAGUGUUUCUUCAACAACAGAGACUUCUGAACGCGUAACAACAGAGAAUCCUGAAAGUACAUCAACAGGACAAGGCUCAUGCAGAUACAACUGUGGGGGAAAUUCAUCAGGUUGUUCCUGUGAUUACAGCUGUCAAUUUUAUGGCAACUGUUGUUCUGAUUUCUGUGAUCACUGCUCUUACAUUAAUUACGGAUAUUGCAGUGUUUCUUCAACAACAGAGACUUCUGAACGCGUAACAACAGAGAAUCCUGAAAGUACAUCAACAGGACAAGGCUCAUGCAGAUACAACUGUGGGGGAAAUUCAUCAGGUUGUUCCUGUGAUUACAGCUGUCAAUUUUAUGGCAACUGUUGUUCUGAUUUCUGUGAUCACUGCUCUUACAUUAAUUACGGAUAUUGCAGUGUUUCUUCAACAACAGAGACUUCUGAACGCGUAACAACAGAGAAUCCUGAAAGUACAUCAACAGGACAAGGCUCAUGCAGAUACAACUGUGGGGGAAAUUCAUCAGGUUGUUCCUGUGAUUACAGCUGUCAAUUUUAUGGCAACUGUUGUUCUGAUUUCUGUGAUCACUGUUCUUACAUUAAUUACGGAUACUGCAGUGUUUCUUCAACAACAGAGACUUCUGAACGCAUAACAAUAGAGAAUUCUGAAACUACAUCAAGAGGACACGGCUCAUGCAGAUACAACUGUGGGGGAAAUUCAUCAGGUUGUUCCUGUGAUUACAGCUGUCAAUUUUAUGGCAACUGUUGUUCUGAUUUCUGUGAUCACUGCUCUUACAUUAAUUACGGAUAUUGCAGUGUUUCUUCAACAACAGAGACUUCUGAACCUACAACAGGACACGGCUCAUGCAGAUACAACUGUGGGGGAUAUUCAUCAGGUUGUUCCUGUGAUUACAGCUGUCAAUUUUAUGGCAACUGUUGUUCUGAUUUCUGUGAUCACUGCUCUUACGUUAAUUACGGAUAUUGCAGUGUUUCUUCAACAACAGAGACUUCUGAACCUACAACAGGACACGGCUCAUGCAGAUACAACUGUGGGGGAUAUUCAUCAGGUUGUUCCUGUGAUUACAGCUGUCAAUUUUAUGGCAACUGUUGUUCUGAUUUCUGUGAUCACUGCUCUUACGUUAAUUACGGAUAUUGCAGUGUUUCUUCAACAACAGAGACUUCUGAACCUACAACAGGACACGGCUCAUGCAGAUACAACUGUGGGGGAUAUUCAUCAGGUUGUUCCUGUGAUUACAGCUGUCAAUUUUAUGGCAACUGUUGUUCUGAUUUCUGUGAUCACUGCUCUUACAUUAAUUACGGAUAUUGCAGUGUUUCUUCAACAACAGAGACUUCUGAACCUACAACAGGACACGGCUCAUGCAGAUACAACUGUGGGGGAUAUUCAUCAGGUUGUUCCUGUGAUUACAGCUGUCAAUUUUAUGGCAACUGUUGUUCUGAUUUCUGUGAUCACUGCUCUUACAUUAAUUACGGAUAUUGCAGUGUUUCUUCAACAACAGAGACUUCUGAACCUACAACAGGACACGGCUCAUGCAGAUACAACUGUGGGGGAUAUUCAUCAGGUUGUUCCUGUGAUUACAGCUGUCAAUUUUAUGGCAACUGUUGUUCUGAUUUCUGUGAUCACUGCUCUUACAUUAAUUACGGAUAUUGCAGUGUUUCUUCAACAACAGAGACUUCUGAACCUACAACAGGACACGGCUCAUGCAGAUACAACUGUGGGGGAUAUUCAUCGGGUUGUUCCUGUGAUUACAGCUGUCAAUUUUAUGGCAACUGUUGUUCUGAUUUCUGUGAUCACUGCUCUUACAUUAAUUACGGAUAUUGCAGUGUUUCUUCAACAACAGAGACUUCUGAACCUACAACAGGACACGGCUCAUGCAGAUACAACUGUGGGGGAUAUUCAUCAGGUUGUUCCUGUGAUUACAGCUGUCAAUUUUAUGGCAACUGUUGUUCUGAUUUCUGUGAUCACUGCUCUUACAUUAAUUACGGAUAUUGCAGUGUUUCUUCAACAACAGAGACUUCUGAACCUACAACAGGACACGGCUCAUGCAGAUACAACUGUGGGGGAUAUUCAUCAGGUUGUUCCUGUGAUUACAGCUGUCAAUUUUAUGGCAACUGUUGUUCUGAUUUCUGUGAUCACUGCUCUUACAUUAAUUACGGAUAUUGCAGUGUUUCUUCAACAACAGAGACUUCUGAACCUACAACAGGACACGGCUCAUGCAGAUACAACUGUGGGGGAUAUUCAUCAGGUUGUUCCUGUGAUUACAGCUGUCAAUUUUAUGGCAACUGUUGUUCUGAUUUCUGUGAUCACUGCUCUUAUAUUAAUUACGGAUAUUGCAGUGUUUCUUCAACAACAGAGACUUCUGAACCUUCAACAGGACACGGCUCAUGCAGAUACAGCUGUGGGGGAUAUUCAUCAGGUUGUUCCUGUGAUUACAGCUGUCAAUUUUAUGGCAACUGUUGUUCUGAUUUCUGUGAUCACUGUUCUUACAUUAAUUACGGUUACUGCAAUGUUUACUCAACAACAGCACAAACAUCAGGUGGAUCUUGUGGAGGGUAUCUUGAUGCUGCCUAUGGGUCUGUUCUCAGCCCCAAUUAUCCACACCCCUAUCCAAAUAAUGCACAAUGCACUUGGUAUAUAAGAGGAGACAGAAACCAAAGAAUAAAGCUGGAAUUCACGUAUAUUGAGCUGGAAUAUACAUCAGGGUGCUCAUAUGAUUAUAUUGCAAUAUACGAUGGGCCCUCAACAAAUUCUGUUUUGCUUUCGAAAUUCUGUCAUGGAUCAAAUCAGAAAUUUAUAUCAUCAUCGAGCAGUAUGACAAUAUAUUUUAGAUCUGAUUCCAGUGUUACUAGACGUGGGUUUACAGCAAACUUCUACGCUCUGCCAAACAAUGAUGAUUUUUUAACCUGUUCAACAGAUUAUAUGGAAGCAAAACUUAGUAGGUCCUAUCUCCAACUUCUGGGUUUUAGUAUACACAGUCUUUAUCUGAAUGAUCGAAACUGCAGGCCAACAAUAACAGCUAAUGACGUGGUGUUCAAAAUACCACUCAAUAGAUGUGGUACAGAAUCGCAGGGAAACAAUGGCAGCAUCAUAUAUUCCAAUACCAUCCGAUCUUCACCUUCUGACACAAUCAUAACUCGUGAAUCAAACCUACAGUUCAAUAUUGGCUGUGAAAUGCAACAGGACACAAUGUUUAAAAUAAUGUAUGUGACAAAUGAAAACAUGAUAGGUGAUAUAGUGGAAAAUGUAACAGAAUCUGGCACGUUUAAUGUCAGCAUGACAUUCUAUGACUCGCCAUCGUUUACCAGACCAGUGCUAGCUUCACCUUACUAUGUGGAUCUGAGGCAGAACCUGUUCCUGCAAGCUAAUCUGCACAGUUCAGAUACUCACCUUGUAGUAUUUGUGGAUACCUGCACAGCGUCACCUUACAACUUUGACUGGACAUCAAGGACCUAUGAUCUAAUAAAGAAUGGGUGUGUUAGAGAUGGGACAUACGAUACGUUUCCUUCACCAGCCAAUGGUGUUGUACGAUUCAAAUUCAGUGCUUUUAAAUUCCUUAACCUUCACUCUUCAGUCUACCUGCAGUGUAAAUUUGUGGUCUGCAAAGCUUAUGAUUAUUCUUCUCGUUGCUACCGUGGGUGCAUAUCGCGACAAAAAAGGGCCACAAGUUCUUCAAAGGGAAGCACUAAUGUCCAAAUAGGACCCAUUGAACUGAAAAAAGAUCUAAAAUACUAUGAAGGUGGAGGAAUUGAUAAAGAAAUGGAUGAAGCUGAUGAGACAACAAUCCAAUCCAGUUUUCCGUUUGUUCUGUCUUUGUUGGUUCUGGUUGUGGUUGUUUCAGUUUUGGUUGCCAUGGUGCUAAAACUAUACAACAACAAACAAAGAGACAGUGCUUAUGAGCAGCUUGGAAGCAAUUUACCAAAUUUAGCCUCUCACCAAAUGGAAUAGUUUGUGGAAUUCUGCUCUGAAGUGAUCCUAUCUAUCAAUAAUCAAGAUGAUUAACUUGAACACUGCUUACCAUUCCACAUCAAUCUUACUGCAGGGACAAAAAUCAAGGGGUGAUCAAAAUGAAUGUAAAGAUUAUCUAAAGCAACUAACUUGGCUGCUGAGAUCAAUAAAUGAGAAUAAGUCAUCUACUGUAUCACAAUAAUUGCUAAUUAGAAUAUAACAAUGCUUGAAUUUAUUUGUUCAAUUGUUUCAAUUUUCAUUAAAUCUGUUGCAAAAAACUUGUUACCUACAAUUAAUAGUAAAGCAAUAAAAUAUUUUUUUUUG